AUGGAGGACAAACAAUUAAUGGAGAAGCUGAAGGCAGCCAACUUUGAUUUAAUGUUGACCGAUCCUGGAUUUGCAGGAGGAGUUGUAUUGGGGAAUUACUCGUUCGUUGGAUCACUAAUGCAGAGGGACACUUUGAGAUUGCACCUUCGCCUAUUUCUUACAUUCCAACUAUCGGGUCGCUGGUCACAGAUAAAAUUAGCUUAGCCAACAAACUGAAAAACGUAUUGCAUUAUGGAAUCGCUAUUUAUAUUGAUUAUGGCAUAACAAGAUCCUUAUACCAGGGUGUGAUCAACAAAUACAUCGAUCCAAACACCAACAUCUAUUGUCUCAUUCAGGGGGCUGACCUAUGGCUGAUGAGGGUGGACUUGUCUUUGGGGAGUCUGCUGGGUAGCCUCCUACUAGAGAUCUCAGAGGUCAUUGCAGCUGCCUUCGCCCUCCUGCCUCAGAAGGUGGUGUGGAGACACACGGGAGAGAAGCCCUCUACUCUAGGCAAUAAACACACUGCUGGUGAACUGGCUGCCUCAGAACGACCUACUGGGCCAUCCCAAAACAAGAGCCUUUGUGACGCACAGGGGCACCAAUGGGAUCUAUGAGGCCAUCUACCAUGGGGUUCCCAUGUUAGGCCUUCCUCUCAUCUUUGACCACAUGCUGCAUCUACAGGCCAGGGGUGUGGCUAAGGUUCUCGAGGUGACGUCCCUAAAGGUGGAACCUAUGACACAGGCACUGACAGACAUCCUGGACAAGAGGAAGCCCUACAGAGAGAAUAUGCACAGGAUGUCGAAGCUCCACCACGAUACACCUCUCAAACCAAUGGACAACACCAUCUUCUGGCUAGAAUUUGCUAUGAGACACAAGGGUGCAGCACACUUGCACACUGAGUCCUACAAGAUACCCUGGUAUGCUUACCACAAUGUGGAUGUGCUGGUACUUCUCCUGACUGUUGUAGUCUCUGUCCUGUUACUAACUCUAAUGACUUGCAAGGUUUUAGGUAGGGCACUUUGCUGA
This is a messenger RNA of Coregonus sp. 'balchen', 1005 nucleotides long. NCBI's taxonomy places the organism in Eukaryota, Metazoa, Chordata, Actinopteri, Salmoniformes, Salmonidae. The record is from the annotation of a GenBank genome assembly.